Messenger RNA from Pterocles gutturalis (yellow-throated sandgrouse), 677 nucleotides. RefSeq names its product verprolin-like. NCBI's taxonomy places the organism in Eukaryota, Metazoa, Chordata, Aves, Pterocliformes, Pteroclidae. The annotation marks the transcript as partial. The transcript has a single exon. The record is from RefSeq and is a predicted model, not a curated record.
ACUCAGACACUUGCACGCCUGAUGCUCCACCUGCUGCCACUUCACCGCCAACUUCUGAAGAACCUGGACCUUUCACAGCUCCAGCAUCACCCUCCGCUUCUUCUGACACUGGUACUGCAUCAUUUUCACCACCGUUACCUGCCUGUGUCGCAGCCUUACAUCCCAAACCACCUCUUAUUCCAGCUUCUGCUGCUGAUGUCCAAGUCCACCUUGGACUCCCUUCUCUUCCUGCACCACCCACCUCUACUCCACCCCUACACCCUGGACUUUAUUUGCCCAUAGUCCCCCCCGGCAGUACCACCCACCUCAUCAACUGGCUGCCCUUCCUCGCUUCCGCAACGCUGGCCACCAUUCGAGGCAAGGAGGAAGACCAGCCACCUGUAAGACCAAGCUCCGUGGAAGGCAUGAAGCGCUGCAACAGCACACCCCCACACCCCUCCCAUGAUGGAAAUCCCCAGGAGGCACUUAUGGGAGAUGGGGCUCCGGGGGCUGCUGCCUCAACCCCAGCUGCUCAGACCAUGCCCCCAAGCUCUGAGCAGGCAUCAGCGAACGUGGGUGACAUCCUGGCGGAGCUGCGGACGAUGAACAGCCAUCUCUCCGUCAUCGCCCGAGCCCUGACGCAGCUCGUGUCGUCGCUGGCACCGCAGCAGGAUGCGCGUGGCACCCCACCUCCUUAG